AUCCAGAUUAAUUUUUGUUUUGUUCGAAUCUAGUUCCUAGUCCGUACCUUAUCGUUCGUAGAUCUAGACAAUCACUUCAUCUCUCACACAAAGAAAAAUACCUCCCUUGACGUAUUUUUCAAAUCUGAACCGGUCCACUGUGUGCGAGUGAAGCCUAUUUUAGCCAUUUUUGCCAUACCUAGUUGCAGCUUGACAGAUUAGUACAUUUAAGCUAGUGAACCAUUUGCAAUCAUGAAGUUGACUUCGUUUUUGCUCUUUUCCUUCAUCACAUCGCUCGUAUGUGCCGAAACCCAUACCUGGUGGUUCGAGACCGGCUGGGUCGAUGCCAACCCCGAUGGUACCUUUGAAAGAAAGAUGAUUGGGUUCAACAACUCGUGGCCCUUGCCUACUUUGAGAGUCAAGAAGGGCGACAGAAUCCAAUUGUACUUGAUCAACGGCUUCGAAACCGAGAACACCACUUUGCACUUCCACGGCUUAUUCCAAGAAGGUUCCAACCAGAUGGAUGGACCUGAAUACGUUACUCAAUGUCCAAUCCCUGCUGGCCAAACCUACUUGUAUAACUUCACAGUGACUCAGGUAGGUACUUUCUGGUACCAUUCGCAUACCCAAGGUCAGUACGGUGACGGUAUGAGAGGUGUGUUCAUCAUCGAGGAUGAUGACUUCCCCUACAAGGAUGACUACGACGAAGAAGUCGUCUUAACUCUUAGUGAGCACUACCACGACACUGCUACUGUCUUGGUUCCAAGUUUCUUAUCGAGAUUCAACCCUACUGGUGCUGAACCUAUUCCUCAGAACACGUUGUUCAACGAAUCCAGAAACGUCACAUGGCAAGUAGAGCCCAACAAGACCUACUUGGUGAGAAUUAUUAACAUGGGUGGUUUUGUAUCGCAGUACCUCUACAUGGAAGACCAUGAAUUCACCAUCGUAGAAGUAGAUGGUAUCUAUGUCGAGAAGAACACCACUGACUUGUUAUAUAUCACUGUUGCCCAACGUUACACUGUGUUGAUCACUACAAAGAACGACACAUCAAGAAACUACGCUUUCAUGAACAAGAUUGAUGACGACAUGUUGGAUGUAAUUCCAUCCGAUUUGAUUUUGAAUUCUACCAACUACAUCGUCUACAACCAGACGGCUUUCGAAGAAGAAGCUCCUUCUGAGUACUUCCUCGACUCUAUCGAUGACUACUUUGAUGACUUCUAUUUGAGACCAUUGAACAACGCUACCUUGUUGGACGACCCAGACUACACCGUUACUGUCGAUGUGGUUAUGGACAACUUGGGUAACGGUGUCAACUACGCUUUCUUCAACAACAUCACUUACACUGCUCCUAAGACUCCUACUUUGGCCACUGUGUUCGCUGCUGGUGACGACAACACUAACCCAAUCGUAUACGGUACCAACACCAAUGCUUUUGUGUUGCAGAAGGAUGACAUUGUCGACAUUGUUUUGAAUAACCAGGACACUGGUAAACAUCCCUUCCAUUUGCACGGUCAUGUUUUCCAAUUGAUUGAGAGACACGAAGAAAUUCCAGACACCGAAUCACCUGUUGCUUUCAACAUCUCUGAUCACGCUGAAUGGCCAGAGCACCCAAUGUCUCGUGAUGUUGUCUAUGUUAGACCUCAAUCGUACAUUGUGAUGAGAUUCAAGGCAGACAACCCUGGUGUUUGGUACUUCCAUUGUCAUAUUGAGUGGCAUUUGGAUCAAGGUUUGGCUUUAACUUUGAUUGAAGACCCUCAAGGUAUUGUUUCUGACAGUAGACAAGCUUUGACUGAUGACUUCAAAGAUGCCUGUUCUGCCCAUGGAAUCCCUCUUGAUGCCAAUGCUGCUGGUAACUCUGUGGACAUGCUCGACUUGAGUGGUGAAAACGUCCAGCACAAACCAUUGCCAAGUGGAUUCACUGCCAGAGGUAUUGUAGCAUUGGUCUUCUCUGUUAUCGCUGCUUUCUUAGGUUUGGCCGCUAUUGCCGUUUACGGUAUGGCUGACAUCAAGGACGUCGAAGAAAGAGUCGCUAGAGGCUUGGACGUCGACAUCGAUGAUGACGAUGACCAAGAAGAAGAAUCCAACGUUGCCAAUGAAGGUGGCUACACCCAAGCCAGCAACCAACAACAAUAA
Messenger RNA from Scheffersomyces stipitis CBS 6054, 2112 nucleotides. RefSeq names its product multicopper oxidase (gene FET3.1). Gene Ontology annotation, cellular component: high-affinity iron permease complex. The coding region runs from base 232 to 2112 and encodes 626 amino acids. Lineage: Eukaryota; Fungi; Ascomycota; Pichiomycetes; Serinales; Debaryomycetaceae. Gene Ontology annotation, molecular function: ferroxidase activity; copper ion binding. Gene Ontology annotation, biological process: reductive iron assimilation; cellular response to iron ion starvation. The record is from RefSeq and is a predicted model, not a curated record. The transcript has 2 exons.